AUGUGUCUUCUUCCUGAUAAAUCUAUAUUUUGUUAUGGCAAUUAUCCUGGAGAAGGGACAGCAUUUAUAUUGUAUCCAGAUAGCAGUAUUAAACUGCUUUCAGAUGGAGAUCCGUCAUCAAACAUGGGUGCUGUGUAUCAUGAUGGCUUUAUUUACUUAUUUGGAGGAUCUAAUGCUAAAGGUAAGACAUGGAAUAAAGCAGCAAAAUAUGAGCUAUCAACUGAUAAGUGGUAUAAAAUUUGCCCUCUGAAGGAAGAUCUAAGCCGCGUUUCAUGUAUUGCAGGCAAUUAUGGAAUCGCAUUUGUUGGGUAUAAAAGUAGCAAACUAUAUUUAUAUAAUCAUAAGCAAGAUAUUUAUAAUGAAAUUUAUCUCAACUUUGCAGCAAAUACUGAUAAAGUCAUGCUCCAGGCCGAAAAUCGAGUAUUUUUAAUCGAAUCAGGAAGAAACAUAUAUGAAAGCAAACCAAAUCAACUAAGAAAUUGGAAAACUAUAGGAAGAUCGCAGAUUAGCUAUAGUUAUAGAGCAGCAUAUCAAGUUUAUUUCAAUCAAAGUUGCUAUUUCAUGGACAUUAAUGAUAAACUAUAUAAAUUUGAUAUGAAGAGCUUACAAUUAACGAUGACUCAGGUAUAA
Messenger RNA from Blepharisma stoltei, 630 nucleotides. The record is from the annotation of a GenBank genome assembly. Lineage: Eukaryota; Ciliophora; Heterotrichea; Heterotrichida; Blepharismidae.